ACAAAGAAGCACACUAAAAGCUGAAUCUAUGAACCUUUUGCCACUGUGGCCACUUAGGAUUGACGAUUCAGAGAAGAUAACACAAACAGAAACAAGAAACAGAAGGAGCUUAAUUCGGUCCAUAAAAAAGUGCUCUCUCUCUCUCUCUGAAAAAAGGUCACCUUUUUUAACCGAGCAAUCACGGGACGCCCCUGAAAUCUUUGCCUUUGAAUUCAUCUUUCUACUGCCAAAGGCCCUAAUCCUUCGAUCCUAUUAGAGCCAACCGUGAAAAUCUGCGUCCUCUUCUCCCUUAUUCUGGAAAAUCUUCAUUCUAAUGUGUUUUCUCUUCCUUCCAUUCCAAUCCCUUGAAACAAUGAAACCUCAUUAUCUUUCUCUCCUUGUUAUGUGUUCGCAUGUAUAUUUUUUAUGAAGUUUUGACUUAUCCAUCAUCGCUGGGAUAUAAAAAAGGAUGCAAAUGUUGGCAUAAAAUUCUGUUAUGUGAGUACUUUCUUCGCUUUAUCUCUGAAAAAUUUGGUGGGUAUUCUUUGGUUUCAUAGUUUUUCUUGAUAAUUCAUGAGAACCCGGAUUUCUUUUUCAAUUUUCUUUAGAACCCAUGUUUCUGAAUCAGUUCAUGAACUUCCUAAAAUCAAUUCACACAUUCAGAAGGAAAAGUCCUUUUGAUUGUUUGCUUUGAUACAAUAUUCUCUGUUUUUCCACGUAGCCAUUUCAUAUUAAGUGCUUGAGAAGCUCACCAAGAGCUUCAAUGGCAACAUCGUGUUUCCACAUACUUCGUCUUCGUAAGUCGAAGAGUAAACCUUUGCCAAUCCCCUCCUCGUCCAAGACCCAGUUGAGUUAUGACAAGGAAAACAUGGAAAGGAGGAGAUUUGAUAGCUUGGAUUCAUGGUCUAUGAUAUUGGACUCCGAGAAUGUGGAGACUUGGGAGGUAUCUAAGGAGGAUCAGGAGGAAUGGACCGCCGAUCUCUCACAGCUGUUUAUUGGCAACAAAUUCGCGUCAGGAGCACAUAGUAGGAUUUACCGUGGAAUUUACAAGCAGAGAGCAGUAGCUGUAAAAAUGGUUAGGAUUCCAAACCAGAAGGAGGAGACUAGAGCCUUAUUGGAGCAGCAAUUUAAGUCUGAAGUUGCCUUGCUUUCACGUCUCUUUCAUCCAAAUAUAGUGCAGUUUAUUGCAGCUUGUAAAAAGCCUCCUGUAUACUGUAUCAUCACCGAAUACAUGUCACAAGGAACUCUGAGGAUGUAUCUUAACAAGAAAGAGCCAUACUCUCUUUCAACAGAAACAAUACUGAGAUUAGCUCUUGACAUAUCUCGAGGAAUGGAAUACCUUCAUUCACAAGGGGUGAUCCAUAGAGAUCUAAAAUCAAAUAAUUUGCUUCUCAAUGAUGAAAUGAGGGUCAAGGUGGCAGAUUUUGGUACAUCAUGUCUUGAGACACGGUGCCGCGAAACUAAGGGAAACAUGGGAACUUACCGUUGGAUGGCACCUGAGAUGGUCAAGGAGAAACCUUAUACUCGGAAAGUUGAUGUGUACAGCUUUGGAAUUGUGCUAUGGGAGCUCACAACAGCUUUGCUUCCUUUUCAGGGGAUGACCCCUGUGCAGGCUGCAUUUGCUGUGGCUGAGAAGAAUGAACGCCCUCCGAUGCCAGCCAGUUGUCAGCCUGCGCUUGCACACCUCAUAAAGCGCUGCUGGGCAGCAAACCCCUCAAAGCGACCGGAUUUCAGUGCUAUAGUGUCUACUUUGGAGAAGUAUGACGAGUGUGUCAAGGAGGGCCUUCCUCUUACUCACCACUCGAGGCUGGUCAACAAAAAUGUCAUUCUCGAACGAUUGAAAGGCUGUGUAUCCACCACAAGCAGCUCGUCCAUUCCUGUGCAUGCCUGACUCUACUAGAAGGUAUUGUUAUCAUCAGUAAUUAGGUAUAGUCAUCUUAGUAGAUUCGAGAGUAAAUAGUUAAUGUUCUUCUCAACUGGCUAUUGUGAUUGUAUUUGAAUACUAUGAGGUUGGUGCUCUGCUGUAGGCAUAUCCAUCCACUCCACAAGUAGUAAUUUGGACUUUGGACCCCCAAUUUGGUAGCCACCCACUUUCAAUAAAUUGAUUAUAUGCACUUUAGUUUUUUGAAAGAGUUAAAUAUGCUCAUACAGCCAAAAGUAAAAAGAAAACAGAAGGUAAAUAUGCUGCAGUGAUAUACCAUCUCUUUUAUCACCCAAGUUGGAGAUGGCGAGUGGGGUGUCCAGUUUGCAGUAAUCUUACUAGGAUGCAGAAUAAGAGUUUUGAAUUCCUUAUUCUAGUUACCACAAUGUAUAAAUGAUGUUUAUGCUCUUAAUAUUUAAUUGAUUUGAUGCA
Molecule: messenger RNA, 2332 nt
Organism: Juglans microcarpa x Juglans regia
Lineage: Eukaryota; Viridiplantae; Streptophyta; Magnoliopsida; Fagales; Juglandaceae
Product: serine/threonine/tyrosine-protein kinase HT1-like
Exons: 3
Coding region: 743-1870 (375 amino acids)
Biological process (GO): protein phosphorylation
Molecular function (GO): protein kinase activity; ATP binding
Source: RefSeq, a predicted model, not a curated record